This is a messenger RNA of Fraxinus pennsylvanica, 384 nucleotides long. Lineage: Eukaryota; Viridiplantae; Streptophyta; Magnoliopsida; Lamiales; Oleaceae. The record is from the annotation of a GenBank genome assembly.
AUGAUUAAGAAGGGGAAUCGAGGUACCAAUUUAAUGAAUGGAAGUUUGAUAGAGACACUUAUAGUUCAAUCAGAAGAUCUUGUACAAGUUGUUGCAAAGGCAAUUCCUCUUCCUGCAAAUGGAAUUACUGGAUACGGAGGGGGUGAUCGUGUAGAGGAUAUUGCAGACAUCAAUGAAGGCUUAAAGAGAGAGGAGAAAGCGACAGAAUCGAACGAGUCCAAUGGGGAUAAAAGCCACAGAAGUCAAACAAGGCCUUCUGCCAAAAAGGAGAGUGGUUUUGAUUGCAUUUCUACAGCUCAGAAGGCAAAUGUCGCAGCCAAUUCUGCAAGAGAUUUUUCAGAGGUGAAUAUUAUUAAAGUAAAAAAUGGUGAACAUCCCCGCUGA